AUGGCACCAAGAAAAGUAGUGAAAAUAGUUAUAAUUGGUGAGAAAAGUGUUGGAAAAACAAGUAUAUUAAAAAGAUAUGUAGAUCAAAGAUUUGUACCACUGAAACCAACGAUUGGAGUGGAUUUUGUUAAUAAAGAUGUUAUGGUCAAUGACAAGAUGGUGACACUGCAGCUUUGGGAUACAUCGGGUCAAGAGAGAUUCCGUAGUCUCGAGAUUUCAUAUUAUCGUGGUGCAGACUGCUGCAUUCUGGUGUUUGACGUCACCAACGAGAAAACACUUCACGAACUAAAGAUGUGGCGUGAAGACUUUAUAGACAAGACCGGUGUUCAGAACCCCGAUCAAUUCCCAUUCGUCGUGCUGGGCAACAAGGUCGACGAACCAGAGAACAGAAAGGUUACAGAGCGUGCUGCAACCAACUUUAUCAAGGAGAUCGGUGGAAACAUUUUCUAUUUCGACACCUCUGCAAAGGAUGCCACCAACAUCGAAGAGGCAUUCGCAACCGUUUCAAGAAUUUCUUUACAAAAUUUAAUACCUAGUGAUUCUCAGCGCAAAUAA
Molecule: messenger RNA, 555 nt
Organism: Heterostelium album PN500
Lineage: Eukaryota; Evosea; Eumycetozoa; Acytosteliales; Acytosteliaceae
Gene: rab7B
Product: Rab GTPase
Exons: 3
Coding region: 1-555 (184 amino acids)
Biological process (GO): phagosome-lysosome fusion
Cellular component (GO): phagocytic vesicle; lysosome; late endosome
Molecular function (GO): GTPase activity; GTP binding
Source: RefSeq, a predicted model, not a curated record